Molecule: messenger RNA, 669 nt
Organism: Sphenostylis stenocarpa
Lineage: Eukaryota; Viridiplantae; Streptophyta; Magnoliopsida; Fabales; Fabaceae
Source: the annotation of a GenBank genome assembly
AUGCUUGAUGCUUUACUACCGCAAAAGAAAGUGCACAGAAGGGAUGGUGUUUGGUUGAAGAGGAGUUUGGAGGUGAUUCCUUGGGUCUGGGGUAUGGCAUCCCGUUCCUAUCGCAGGAUUGCUUCCUAUCUUAAUCCAAAUUCUCCAUUUCGUGAUAUCAGGACUUACGCAAUCUACUGUGUAUCUUUUCGGCCUUGCCCACAAACCAAUAACAAGGCUAGAAAACCUGCGACUCCCUCACGUCCACAACGCUCUGAUGUUAGUGCCGAAGGAAUACUUAUAACUGGUAACAAUGCAUUAACAAUACUUGUUCUCCACGUCAUAACACCAUCUCUCUCCUCACCAUUUAGCCAGUGUCAUCAUGAUGUAUAUGAAGAAAGUAAGGCAAAAGUUGGCAAUAAAGCGUAUGAUAAUGUUAUGUGUCAUGAUCCAGUUCCAUCCAGAGAAAUACCAACGUUUAAAAAAUCAAAAGAAUGCUUGUGCGACCUAACCAACCUCGAUCUUCUCGCGGAAGAACAGAACACAACUAGAGGCAGUAAGAGUGGAAGGAAGAGUGGCAAUGAGGACCCAUCGGCGGAUUCAUUGCCAGCGAUUAUGCCCUUGUACUUCUCCCUUCCGGUUUGGCGGGGCACUGAGACAUUUACGGCGGAAAAGAAACAAAAGGAUUAA